Molecule: messenger RNA, 3560 nt
Organism: Limulus polyphemus (Atlantic horseshoe crab)
Lineage: Eukaryota; Metazoa; Arthropoda; Merostomata; Xiphosura; Limulidae
Gene: Wdr24
Product: GATOR complex protein WDR24-like
Exons: 14
Coding region: 536-2968 (810 amino acids)
Biological process (GO): positive regulation of TOR signaling
Molecular function (GO): protein binding
Source: RefSeq, a predicted model, not a curated record
CCCUGCUGAUAAUGAUUAUUUAGGCAGCUUUUGUACCUCGUGAUUAUGGAAACGAUUAGUUGAAAUUUAAGCAGAACUUUUGUCGUGUAACAAUAACAGUUUAACGUUAGACACAAAGGAUUUUUAGUAUUAAAACGGAUUGUUCUUAUUAACUCAUACCAUAGUGUUAAGAUCUGUUGAGAUCAAUGACAUGAAACUAACGCUGCCAUAUCAUAAAAUUCACAUUAUUACGAUUGUUAAUAAGAGCAAUACUACUAAUAGUUUUAACUUGUGUAUGUUAGUGUUGCGAACAGAAGAAAGAAAGAUAAAAACUAGAAAGAGGCAGUAAUCACAUUGUAAUUUGUUGUCACAGGGGGAGAGGGGUCAAUGAUAAUUGCAACAUCUGUGAUUUUAUAAGACGUAGAUUGAUAUAGUAAUAAUGAACUGAAAUCCAUGAUACCAAGUCUUGAAAACCUACAUAUAACAUUUCCCCUUGUCUACUCCACAAUUACUACUUCAAGAACUCUUGACCGUAACUAACCUUGUGAUCUAAACAAUGGUAUCUAAAAGCAUAAUCUGUUAUCUUGAUGGACCUGCCAAUGCACUGGCUAUCAAUAGAGAUUCGACACAAGUUGUUGUGGCUGGCAGAAAUGUUUUUAAGAUUUUUAAUAUUGAAGAAGAAGAAUUUGUGGAGCGACUUAAUUUGAGAGUUGGCAAGAACUUAAACCUAAACUUCAGCUGCGCUGAUGUUGUUUGGAACCCUGUUGAAGACAAUAUCCUGGCAACUGCAGCAACCAAUGGAGCUGUGGUGACAUGGAACAUCAAUAAAACAUCCAGAUCUAAACAGGACAUGGUGUUCCAAGACCACAAACGUUCUGUAAACAAAGUUUGCUUUCACACGAUAGAACCUCACAUUCUUCUCAGUGGAUCUCAGGACGGCACCAUGAAAUGUUUCGACCUAAGGAAGAAAGAGGCAUCUAGCACAUUUUAUAGUCUUUCAGAAAGCGUCAGAGAUGUAAAGUUUUCUCCACAUCAUUAUUUUCUAUUUGCUGCUGUACAAGAAAAUGGCAAUGUUCAAAUCUGGGACAUGCGGAGGACUGACCGGUACGAGAAACAGUUUACUGCCCAUACUGGUCCGGUCUUUACGUGUGACUGGCAUCCCGAGGAAAGGCGAUGGCUUGCAACAGGAGGAAGAGACAAAACAAUCAAGAUCUGGGACCUAAGCAUGAAGCCCAUGGUAGAACAUUGUAUUCAGACCAUUGCAUCAGUGGCUCGUAUUAAAUGGCGCCCUCAGCAGAAAUUUCACAUUGCAAGUUGUUCCUUAGUGAUUGAUUUUACCAUUAACGUCUGGGAUAUACGACGCCCGUUCGUUCCAUUGGCUGCCUUCAAUGAGCAUAAAGAUGUAUCCACUGGUUUUGCUUGGCAUCAUGAACCCCACAUUAUUUUAUCCACAAGUAAAGAUUCUACUUUGUAUCUUCACGUUUUCAAAGAUGCCAUUCGACCAGCUGAUCAUGCUAAUCCAAUAGGCUUAGACAUCAGUUGCUAUGGAGACAUUUCUUAUGCUGCUAGUAAUAAAAUAGUUAGGAAUGGAAGAAGUAGUUUUAAAGGAGAGAGUUACUCUUCAACCAAGUUACCAGUGUUCUUCCGCAAACAUCCCAGUGCUAGUGACCAGUUUCGUUCAGCUGUCAGCUCAAUUUUUGUGUUUAAAAAUGAUGGUGAUAAGUUUCUCUCAAUGACAUGGUUCAUUGAAAGUGCAAGACGUUACAUUUUAUCGGGCCGUAGCUUUGCAGAGCUCUGUGAACAUAAUGCUAGUGUUGCAAGUGACUUACAGCGGCCUCAUGUUGCUCAGACUUGGCGAAUUUUGAAGCUACUUUAUAACGCAGUACCAAAUUUAGGAGCAGAACAUUCUUGGGGAGUACCCUCUGUUGGAUCAAUUUCUGAGAUGCUGAAAGGAAUAGAACGUGAUGAAGCUUUCGAUAACUCGCAAGAGGGCAGUAAAUCUAGCCGACAUAACAGUGGAAACACGUUCAAAAAUCGACACCAAAGUGGAAGCAAACAAUCUAGUCGUCACGUCAGUGGUGGCACUGGAAACGGAGUUGCCACAACCGAUCGUCCCGAUACAUCGGGUGCAACUGAUAAUAGUACAGAUAGUGAAGAAAGUGAUAAUGACAAAACUAUUACAAACAUAGCCAGUGGGCUAGGUAACACUCAGGGUGACUUCUUCUUCGGUGAUGGAGAGACAGAUCAGCUUAUGGGGUUUCAGUGUACGUUGAGUCAGGCUCCAACGAUCGACUCCGCGCAAGAUUGGAAUCUUCCUGGAGAAGCCUUCCAACCUCGUCAUCCUAUCAAAGACUGCUCACCUCCCCCUGAACUGGACAAUGCUCCAAGUUCACCUACAAGUUUUGAUGAGGAUUACAUAGAAACCAAGAGUAUGGUUGGGAUUAAUGGAGAAGUAUAUGAUUAUACUAAACUUCUAAUGACCCCUGAAGUUCCAAGUUCACCAGCUUGGGUAUUCAACGACGUUAUUGUUGACAUGCUUCACUACUUUGCUGCCCAGGGUGAUGUCCAGAUGUGUGUGUCAGUCCUCCUGGUGUUAGGAGAAAGAUUUAAAGGGUUUGUUGAUGAAACUACUCAGGAACAAUGGUUUCACUCAUACAUAGAAAUACUGUCAUGUUUUCAGUUGUGGAACGUUGCCAAUAAGGUGAUCUCUCUCAGCACCAUUUCUUCCAUUAGCUCCCUAAAUCAGCAGUCCACAACAAUACACACCCUGUGUGGAAACUGUCGAAGACAGAUGACCAGAAUUGGAUGGUUUUGUGACAGGUGCAAGAUUAUGCCCACCCAAUGUAGCGUUUGUCACCAAGCCGUGAGAGGUCUGUAUGCAUGGUGUCAAGGUUGUGCACAUGGUGGUCAUCUUCAGCAUAUCCAAGAGUGGCUACAAUACCAUCCAUGGUGUCCUACUGGUUGUGGACAUCUCUGUGAAUACACUUAAAGUGCUAAUUACACUAGCAAAACCAUGUAUAUCUAAAAAAUAUAUUGAUGUAAGAGAAAACCAAAUAUUUUGUAUGAUGUUGUAGAGGUACUUGAUAUUAAUAUUGAACUUUUUUUUUAAUUUAUAUAAAUAUAUAUUUCUAUCUAUUGAUGUGUCUGGUGUACAUAUCCAGAAGUGAUUAAAAGAUUAGUUCAGAGUGUUUGUUUUGGGCAUUAAUAGUUUGUUGCCUAUUAGCAUAUUCCUUUAUAGCUCUUUUUGUACAGACGUAAGAAGAUUAUGGAUGAUCAUAGCUCAAAAUGUUAGAAAUAACAAAUAUGAUGUUUUAUGUUAUGUUCAUUAAGCCUUUUUUAAUGGGUAUUAAUUUUCCAGUUCAUCAUAUUUUAUUUCUUGGCCAAAGUGAUCAUAGGAUUACAAAUUAAAGAGAUUUUAAAGUUCAGCCUUUUGGAAUGAAUAUUCUUUGUUUUUGGAUUUUACUUGACAGUAUACAUGUUAACAUUCAAGAAAGGAUGUAGUAAUACUACACUGGAUUAACCAAAAAAAUAUUUAUUUAAGCAGUUAUUUGAUAAAUCACUUUAAUAAAUCUGUUUUUUUU